Molecule: messenger RNA, 3883 nt
Organism: Fukomys damarensis (Damara mole-rat)
Lineage: Eukaryota; Metazoa; Chordata; Mammalia; Rodentia; Bathyergidae
Gene: Znf436
Product: zinc finger protein 436
Exons: 4
Coding region: 689-2101 (470 amino acids)
Biological process (GO): regulation of transcription by RNA polymerase II
Molecular function (GO): RNA polymerase II cis-regulatory region sequence-specific DNA binding; DNA-binding transcription factor activity
Source: RefSeq, a predicted model, not a curated record
CUUCAGUGGGUGGAUGUAUCUGCAAAACAAAGGAAAAGCCCCUUUCCCAGCCCAGGCAGAGAAAUCUCCUGUACAGUUAGAGACAACAGGCUUCCGGGCACAUAGCCAAGGUUCUGGGGAUAUUUAUAACUUGAAGAGGGUGGGAGUCCCUAAUAAGCUGCUAUAUUCUUUUUCCAUCACUUCCCUCUCCAAGACUACAGUGAGCUCAGAGCUCUUCCCCGCGCAGAAAGCCUGCUUUGCCUAGAGCUGGACUUCCAUUGUGUAAUUCCCUCAUCCUGGCUGGGGAAAGGGAAGGCUGCAAGUCCUUCUGUUCCACGGAACUCCAGAUGAAUACAGUUUAGCUGCCGGUGGUAUUUUUUGGCUGACUACUGUGGCCUCGGGGAUCUGCCUGUGAGCCUGUGAUUUCUCAGAACCGUCUGAGAGUCUAAGCCUACGAUUUUUGGGCUUUGCCUGCAAGUCUACGGAUUCGAGAUCUGCCUGAGGUGGGUCUGAGAUCUCCGGGAUCUUCCAGUGAUCUCUAGAAUCUCUCUAAGUAUCAGAGGCCCGAGAGAACUAUCUGCGGCUUUGGGAUCCAUUUGAGGCCUCUUGGAUCUUGCAGCCGGCAAUCUAGUGGAUCUUUUGCAGAUCAGGAGCGCUGCCCGCUCGCUGCUUUUCCUGCUCUCCCAGGAGGCGAAUCCUUGUGCCCGAGAUGGCAGCCACCCUGCUCAUGGCUGGGUCCCAGGCACCUGUGACAUUUGAAGAUAUGGCCAUGUAUCUCACCCGGGAAGAAUGGAGACCUCUGGAUCCUACACAAAGGGACCUUUACAGAGAUGUUAUGCAGGAGAAUUAUGGAAAUGUUGUCUCAUUAGAUUUUGAAAUCAGGAGUGAGAAUGAAGUAAAUCCAAAGCAAGAAAUUAGUGAAGAUGUAGAAUUUGGGACCACAUCUGAAGGACCUGGUGGGAAUGUGGAGGAAAAUCCUGAGAGUGAAGAGACCUUUGAAAGCAGGGACAGGUCAGAAAGACAGUGGGGAGAUUUGACAGCAGAAGAGUGGGUGAGCUAUCCUCUCCAACAAGUCACCGAUCUGCUCGUCCACAAAGAAGCCCACACAGGCAUCCAAUAUCACAUAUGCUCUCAUUGUGGAAAGGCCUUUAGUCAGAUCUCGGACCUUAACAGGCACCAGAAAACCCACACGGGAGACAGGCCGUAUAAAUGUUAUGAAUGUGGAAAGGGCUUCAGCCGUAGCUCCCACCUCAUUCAGCACCAGAGAACACACACUGGGGAGAGGCCAUAUGACUGCAACGAGUGUGGGAAAAGUUUUGGAAGGAGCUCUCACCUCAUCCAGCACCAGACAAUCCACACUGGUGAGAAGCCUCACAAAUGCAAUGAGUGUGGGAAAAGUUUCUGCCGGCUGUCCCACCUAAUUCAGCACCAGCGGACCCACAGUGGGGAGAAACCAUAUGAGUGUGAGGAGUGUGGGAAAAGCUUCAGCCGGAGCUCGCACCUGGCCCAGCACCAGAGGACACACACAGGCGAGAAGCCUUAUGAGUGUAAUGAAUGUGGCCGAGGCUUCAGUGAGAGGUCCGAUCUCAUCAAACACUACCGAGUGCACACAGGUGAGAGGCCCUACAAGUGUGAUGAGUGUGGGAAGAAUUUCAGUCAGAACUCUGACCUCGUGCGGCAUCGCAGAGCCCACACGGGGGAAAAGCCGUACCACUGUAAUGAGUGUGGAGAGAACUUCAGCCGCAUCUCACAUUUGGUUCAGCACCAGAGGACCCACACGGGAGAGAAGCCAUAUGAAUGCAAUGCUUGUGGGAAAAGCUUCAGCCGGAGCUCUCAUCUGAUCACACACCAGAAAAUUCACACUGGGGAGAAGCCCUAUGAGUGCAACGAGUGUUGGCGAAGCUUCGGUGAAAGGUCAGAUCUAAUUAAGCACCAGAGAACCCAUACAGGAGAAAAGCCCUACGAAUGUGUGCAGUGUGGAAAAGGGUUCACCCAGAGCUCCAACCUCAUCACGCACCAGAGGGUCCACACAGGAGAGAAGCCUUAUGAAUGUACUGAGUGUGAGAAGAGUUUCAGCCGGAGCUCAGCUCUUAUUAAACAUAAGAGAGUUCAUACUGACUAAGUCUUGUAAUUAUGAUGACUGGGAAUUGAUUCACUUGAAAGUACAGUUUUAUUUGAUAUCAGUGAAAUCCCUUAUAAUGGUGAUCCCUUUAUCCUACUGACUAUCCUAGUUGUGAGUCACAAUUUCAAACAUCAAAGAAGACAAUCUCUUUGAAAUUCUGACCCACUUUCUCCAAAAUAAUAAUUUUUACUCACUCAAUAUUAAUGGAUUACUACAUCAGAUCACACAAGAAGUUGGAAAUCUGAAGAUCAGGAGACAAAUGCUGGUGCAUGCUCAAGCCUGGAUGUGGAGUAAAUCUUUAAAAAUUAUUUCUUUGAGCUUUGGCCCAAAAAGCUCUGCUAGGAGAACUGUAAUAGGGUGGUCACUGCUGCCUUGGGAAAAAGGCAACCAGACUUGGUGUGACUUGGCACAUUUAGUCACACCAUAGUAGUUGGGCACACGCUUCCGCUCCAAAGGGCUUUUUCCUUGAGUUGCUCACACAUUUGCAUCUUUCUGUCUUCCUGAGAGCAGAAUUCUGCACGAUGAAGGCAAUGAUCAUAACUUUUCUGCUUCUCAUCAUUUCUAUUUAAGUUGUUUAAAACUUGCAUCUUUGUGAAAGCUAACUGAAGAUACGGUGUGAAAGGAAAAAUGAGACACAGGUUGGAGGACCAGGGACCCACUGAAGGUGGUAGCUUUAGCAAAAGAUGCCCACUGCGUUAUUGUCAUUAAUCAGGUUCAUGAAACGGAAGGACAUUGUAGGGAACAUAUCUGCAAGGCAAGAUAAGAUGAUACGUGAUAUCGGAGUGAAAGGAACAAGUGGAACUAAUGGGGAAAGAGGCACAGUUAUUUCCCAAGGAACGUGGGUCAUUUCUGUGCCUGUUCCACUCUAAUCUUUAAGAUUGAUUCUCCCGAUACUGCUAACUCUAGGGUUCAGUGGGGCCACACCUCAGUGUUUUAUCUUAGCUUGCAUAAGGGCAUGUAUAUAAUACAGUGAAAUGUGUACACUUUGUUUUUUUCUAAUGGCUGAAACAACUCAGAAAGAAUGAGCAUGUUCUUGGGUGACGUGGAUCACGUGACAGAACUAACACAUAUAACUUCAAUGUGAGAAAUGUCCCUUUUUUCCAUUUGUUAUGGACAAAAUUUAAACGCGAGUGUUCAAGUGUGCACUCUCUUGUAAGGGUUGUCUUUGUACAGAACUAAGCACUCGAUUGUAUGCGUCCAUCAGUUGUGAAUGAUGACGACCAGACAGAUAGGAGAUUGUCCUAUUCUCAGAUGAAUUGUGUUCUGUGGCAAUGAAGAACUCAUUGGCGUGGUCAGAAGGAAUUAAUAAGCUUAAGUGGGAAUGUAUCUCCAUCUCCCCUGCCUACAGAUGUAAGUGGUUAAAAUAACUGACCCAGUCAGCCUCAUAAUGUCAGUUCUUCUUAUCUCUGCCUGAGUAGGAAUUAAUAAAUACUCAGAAUGUCCCUGUCCUAACCUGUGGGGACAGGAAGGAAUGGGUGCUGAGAAGCUGAGACUGAAAUAAGGAAUAUAUUUUCUUUUGAAAGUGUCCCGAAUGUAUUUCUGCUGUGCUUUAUUGUGAAUGUUGUAACGUUUUAAAACUUUUUUUUCCCCCCAUAGCUCUUUGGAAUUUGGUGGUAAAGGAGCCAGUGGUCUCUCUCGGGUAGUGUACCCAUAGCAAGUUACUAUAACCUACAACGGGGUGAGAAUGCCUCACCUGCAAAUGCCACCACCUCAAAACAAAACAAGCCUGUAAUCCCAGCACUUGGGAGGCUGAGGCAGGAGGAUCGCUGUGAGUUCGAGACC